AUGUCCAAAAAGGGCAAGAAAGGCAAAAAAGGAGAAGAUAAUGAUGAAUCCACUACCCAAAUCAUGAGAUUUUACAAUAGGAAGAUCCAAAGUCUUGGAGUGGCAUAAAACAAAAUAUUUGUUUAAGCAGUUGCAUAAGCAAUAGAAAAUCAAGAGCAUUUAACCACUCUUCACAUCAUUGAAGAAAUUGGACCCAAUGCAAUUAGAGGUAUUUUUGAGGCAUUAAUGGAUCUAAAUUACAAGCAUUUGGCCAACAUCUGGCUAGUGAAAGCUGGUCUUGGAUUAAACAACAAUGAAGGUGUCAAAUAUUUGGCAAAUUAUAUUUAGAAGGCUUAGAAUACUAAAGUAUUGGAUUUGACAGAAAAUGAAAUCACUCCACAAGGAUGCAUUUCUCUCGGUUAUGCCUUGUCACCUGCUUUCAAGGUUCCCAUAUAGGAACUCAUUCUUGACUUUAAUUAUAUUGGUUGUGAGGGAAUGAAAGAAUUAAGCAAGGGAUUGGAAAUGAAUACAACAAUUAGAAAACUGUCAUUAAACUAUUGUAGAUUAGAUUUAGAAAGCGUUAAAUAUAUUUAGGACAUUUUAUCUUUUGUUGAUUGCGAUUUAAGAUAUUUAUUUUUAGAGGGAAAUUUUCUGAGAAAUCAAGGUGUUUAUUAGUUGUUUAGAGCCCUAGAAACUAAUGAAUGGUUAGAGGAAUUGAAUAUAGCUAAUAAUCAAUUUGGUGAGUCUGAAGAUGUCCCUCUUAUUGAAAAAAUAUGCGAAGUGUUAACUAAAAAUAAUUCUAUACAAGUCUAUGAUUUUAGAGGAAAUGCUUUGUAUGAUGAUUCCGCCAAGAAAUUCUUAGAGUGUAUCAAAAUGUACAAAACAGUUUGCAGACUUGAAGUUCCUAUUGAAAUUUAAAAUGCAAUUCUUGAAGAAAUCAAAAAGGUGACAAAAAAAAGAAAGAGAAGAAAGAAUAAGAAGAAAAAGUCUAAGAAAAAGAAAAAAGCUAAAAAAUGAUUACCAUUAUCAUUCAGAUUAUAUUGUUAUUAUAAUUAACUAAUAAAA
This is a messenger RNA of Paramecium tetraurelia, 1044 nucleotides long. RefSeq lists its product as uncharacterized. Gene Ontology annotation, biological process: activation of GTPase activity; nucleocytoplasmic transport. Gene Ontology annotation, molecular function: GTPase activator activity; small GTPase binding. Gene Ontology annotation, cellular component: cytosol; perinuclear region of cytoplasm; nucleus. The transcript is spliced from 6 exons. The record is from RefSeq and is a predicted model, not a curated record. Lineage: Eukaryota; Ciliophora; Oligohymenophorea; Peniculida; Parameciidae.